This is a messenger RNA of Emiliania huxleyi CCMP1516, 4398 nucleotides long. RefSeq lists its product as hypothetical. The annotation marks the transcript as partial. Gene Ontology annotation, molecular function: RNA binding. The record is from RefSeq and is a predicted model, not a curated record. NCBI's taxonomy places the organism in Eukaryota, Haptophyta, Isochrysidales, Noelaerhabdaceae. The transcript is spliced from 17 exons.
AUGGCCGCGGGGAGCUGCACGCCCGAGCGGCGCGACGCAUCUCGCUCGCGCAACCCGCCGCUCCCUCUCCGCUCCCACCAUGCGAUGCGCUUCGAUUUGGCGCCCGAGCGGCUACGCCCCCCUCGGCCUCACAUUUCCUGCCACCUCCCGAACUCGAUCAACAUGCUCGACAAGCUCAAACGCGAGCUGGUGCCGGCCGCCGGUGACAAGCUCGUGCUCAAGCUCUCUCCUCCGCCGCCGCCGCUUGCUGACAAGCAGGCUUGUGCUUGCGCGCACGUGACAAUGCGCUCCCACCUGCAAGACGCGUGCGGCGUCAAGGACGACGUCAAGGCCGCGCCCAAGCCCGCAGUGGACACGGCCAAGCCCGACGGCGAUGUGGACGAGAUCUACUUGUCGUCGCCGCCGUCGCACCUCGGAGCCGAGGCGUGCGGCAUCAAGUCCGCCGCCGCCGAGGAGCUCGCCGCCAAGUCCGCCGCCGCCGAGGAGGACGCCGAGUCGGCCACCGAGGAGGCGACCGCCGAGGAGGCGGCCACCAAGAAGGCGACCACCGAGGAGGCCGCCGCCAAGUCCGCCACCGAGGAGGAGUCCGAGGAGGCAGCCACCGAGGAGGCCGCCGCCGAGGAGUCCGCCACUGAGGCCGUCGUCGCCGAGGAGUCCGCCACCAAGUCUGCCGCAGCCGAGGAGUCCUCCGCCACCAAGUCCGCCGCCGCCGAGGAGUCCGACAACAAGUCUGCUGCCGCCGAGGAGUCCGCCACCAAGUCCGCCGCCGAGGAGUCCGCCACCAAGUCCGCCGCCGCCGAGGAGUCCUCCGCCACCAACGUGUGGGCCGGCAAGAUCACCGGGAUGUUCUUGGAGAACGACAUCCAAGAUCUGCAGGAGAUGCUGUGCGUGUCCGACAACUCCAAGGCGGCGGCCCUCCUCGUCGAGCGCGUUUGGCAGGCGCUGGGUGUCCUCGCGCAAGCCUUCUCCUUGGAGAGCCCCUGCUACCAGGACGACGAGACACCGGCGUCGGCCAAGACGUUCCCGGAGGAGACGGCUUCGGCGGGCAUCGACGAGUGGACGACCCCCUCCCCGCUCCGCAAGAUCGAGCGCAAGGGCGAGCCCAGCCUGGUCGACUGCUCCAAGAACACCACUCCGAUGGACCCACCGACGGCCCCCAACGGCGUCACCAAAAGUGCCCCGGCUCUCACGCCGGCGGCGACCGGCGGCGCGCCGCUGCCGUCGAGCGAGGAGUUUCCGGGCGACGCCGACUGGCCCGUCUCGGCCAAGGAAUUUCCGGGGGGUAUCUCCGACCGGACAACCCCGUCGAACCCGCGCCGCAAGAAGGGGCGCAAGGGCGCAUCCGCCCCGAUCGUCCGCACCAAGAGCAUCACCCCGGUCGGCGGCAAGAACAGGUUCGGGGCCCUGCUCGGAACGGACGGCAACGAGGGCAUCCUCGGUGGCACCGGCAAGGUGACCGGCGGCUCCACGCCGCCGACCGCAGACUCGGGCGCGACGGUCGACGUCGAGACGACCACGAAUACCACGCUCGAGGGCUCUGCCGCCGGCCGGUUCCCGUGGUCAAAGUCCUACAACUUGCUCCGCCUCUUUGGCAUCCUCGCGCUGAUCUGCCUCGGAGCCGCGUUUGCGCACUCCUCGUACUCUGCCACUUCCGCGCUUCUCUCCUCGCAGCGGCACGACUCCCCGUGGCCGACAUCGCCUCCCGCAACCGUCGCAAAGCCGUUCACGCCGGCAUCGCCCAACGGCUUCUGCGAGGUUGGCGGCAACGACACCAGCUCGUUUGCAGCCAUCGUGUCAUCGGACAGCGCGCCCGCCAACCACCCGGGCGGGCACGAGGACGGGAGCUCGUGGGAAGCACUGAUGGAAGCGAUCAAAGAGGCGGUGGGCGAGCCGUUGCACCUGAUUGGCGAGCCGCCGGCGUCCGUCAAGGACCUUUACGAGAAGCAGCCGGUUGAGGCCGAUUUGGAGACCGCCCCGGCCUCGCGCAACAGCAUGGAGCGCAAGGGCGAGCCCGAGAUCGACUCUAUCGGUCCCGUCUACAGCAGCAGAUCGGGGAUCAUCGUUCGCGAAACCGUCCUGCCCGUGAACGGCACGUUGCCCGAGAUGCGGUCCGCCGACGCUGGGAACACGCCCGAGAAGCUGGUUGAGACUGGCCUCGGCGCGCCCGUCUCUAGCAUGCACGCCGGCGGCGAGUGGCGGGUGAACAGAUUGGCGACCGCUUCUCCAGCCACAACCAAGGAUCUCUUCCUCCAGCUUGGCCGGGCCAUCGACCCUCUUCUCGCGGAGCCGGCAUGGCCUGCAGAGGUCCGUGCCGCUCAGAUCUCCGAUUCGAACUCGGUCCAGUCCGAUAUCUCCUCCGUCUCACGUGUGUGCGCCGACCGGCAGCCACGCUGCGCCGCCCCCGUUGCGUGGCAUGCGGAGCCUCACCACGCACUCACCGACGAGCGCUGCAAGACCGACAAGCCGCCCGCGAACCCGCCGGUCGACAAGCUCUCCAUCGACCUGCCCUCCCCGUUCCACUUUCCCUUCAUGAGCGGACCCUCCUCUUCCGCGCCUGUCCGCACCCAGCAGCGCUGUCAGUUUUGGGCCGCCUUGUUCUUGCUGCUCGGAGCGUGCGGCGGCGUGCUGCUCUCGGUGCGGAGGAGCAGCUCGGGGCGCCUCGUGCGGUGCCGGACGGGGGCGAGGCGUGGCGCGUGGCUGCUGAUUCUCGCCGCGCUGCUCCCGCUGGCAUGUGCACCAUCAGCCCACACGUCUGGCUCGGGCGACUUCCAGGUCACUGUGGGUGGCGGCAGCUACCCGUCCGAGGUGUCGUGGACCCUGACGUGCAGCGGCGCGUUGAUCGGCAGUGGAGGGGCCCCCUACUCCGGCACCCUGUCCGCGCCGCUCGGCGAGUGCACGCUCAACAUGUACGACUCGUGGGGCGACGGCUGGAGCGGCAACUUGUGGGAGGGUGCGGGCUAUACGUUCACGCUCUACGCCGGAUCCUACGGCAGCGAGACCGGUGCGGUCUCGAUCAUCGACUCAGAUGUGUCGGACUGCUCUGCUGGCAAUGACGGCGGCGUCGUCUACGCGUAUGAUAACAGCGGUGCGGUCUCGAUAAUCGACUCGGCCGUGACGGGCUGCUCGGCUGGCUUGGACGGCGGCGUCGUCAACGCGGUGAACAGCGGUGCGGUCUCGAUAAGCGGCUCGAACGUGUCGGGCUGCUCUGCUGACCGGGAGGGCGGCGUCGUCGACGCGUUGCGCAGCGGUGCGGUCUCGAUCAUCAACUCGGAUGUGUCGGACUGCUCUGCUGACAACGUCGGCGGCGUCGUCUACGCGGAGGACAGCGAGUCCCUCUCCAUCGCGGGUGUCGACUUCAUCGACAACAGAGCGGCGAUCUCAGGCUCGGUGCUGUACCUGGACGAACUCCGCCAACGCUCCUCGAUCAGCGACGCCUCCUUCACCGGCAACACCGCUGGCGACGACAACGACGGUGCCACGAUACAGGCCAUCAACUCGCCGAUAGACUUGACCUGCCGCUUGGGCAGCUGGAUGCCGCGCAAGGGCACCUUCUUUGGCGACUUCAGCUGCCGCGCCUUUGGAGGGGAUGGCCAGGCGGGCCAGGCGCGGUGUGUCGGCAAUGUUGAUCCGGGAGAGGCUAGCGGUCGGAGGGUGCAGGAGGCCGGUUUGGACUACUGCGCAGACGCCUUCGCCGGCCCCGAGUGCCAGCUCUGCCGCGAGCCGAACCACUACCUGGACGCCGACGGCGCCGCCUGCAACGAGUGCGUCGCUGUCGGCACGGCGGCGGGGCGCAUGGCGGGCACCGCCCUCGGCCUCUGCGUCGCGUUUGGCCUCGUGGCGUUGGCGUACUCAGUUCAGCGCGGGCAAACCGAAUGGAGGAAGGAGCGCUUCAUCGGACUUCCCUUGCGCAUCGCCGACCGCACCGGCGACGCGAUUUACAAAAUCGGCCUCAUCCCCAAGUUCAAGAUCUUGUUUGGCUUCUACCAGGUCUGCCUCGUCCUCUCCACCACCUACUCGGCGCGGCUGCCGGAACGGUACACGGGCUGGACGGAGGCGCUGGCCGAAGCCGUCUUCAUCGACUGGUCGGGCAUCGUGCUGCCGGUGCAGUGCCUGCCGCACAAGUCCCGGCUCGUCGCCGUCGCGAUCUCUCCCAUCGGCGUCAUCGCCCUGCUCCUCUUUGCUGGCAUUGUCUUGCGGCUCUGUGCUCGCUGGCGGCGUGCUCGGCGAGGGGCUGCGGAGCCACCGACGGCGCUGGCCGAAACUGACGAUGCGGCGGUCUUUUCAUGGCCUGCAGAGGUGGCGCUCGGCCUCCUCGACCUCACGCCGGCGGGUCUCGUGCUCAUCUUUCUCUUCGUGCCGUCUGUGAGCGCCACGAUCUUGCGCGCGUGGUCGUGCCAG